Molecule: messenger RNA, 463 nt
Organism: Drosophila subpulchrella
Lineage: Eukaryota; Metazoa; Arthropoda; Insecta; Diptera; Drosophilidae
Exons: 3
Coding region: 1-432 (143 amino acids)
Source: RefSeq, a predicted model, not a curated record
AUGUGUCGAUCGCUAAAAGCUGAACACGUGCGAAUGGCCAUCGCUGGCUGUUCCGUAAUUGUUUCCUUCCUGAUUUUGGAGUUCAAGUGGCUGGAGAAUGACAAGUACUGUGAAAUCAGUGUGUGGAAUCACGUUUGUGUGCUGCAGAUCAUCGGUGGGAUCUGCCUAUUCGUGGGUUCCUUGAAGAAUAAUCAUUGGCUUUUUUUGCCCUGGAUGUUAGCUUCCAUCAUUUUGAUAUACACGCUGUCGUACAAGUCCAUUCUUUAUUUAAGCUAUCUGGAGGGCAGAAUGUUGAUGAUGGUUCCCCUACUUCCAUUUAUAGCAGGUAUCUGGUCCUAUUUCGUGUACGAUGUCUUUCAGGACUUUCUCCAACUGCAAAGUGAAUCGAUCAAGAUAAUCUCCAUAAUGGAGUCGGUGCGAACGGAGUAUUAAAGCGCGUUUUUAACCAGUGAAACGCAAUUGA